AUGAAUAUUGAGCGAUACGUUUCUAUAUUUUAUAAGUUCAACCUGUUGCUUACUUCAACCUCGUUCCCAAACUGUUGCUUACUGAAACUCGUUUCCAAACUGUUGUUUACUUCAACCUCGUUCCCAAACUGUUGCUUUUUUCAACCUUGUUCCCAAACUGUUGCUUACUUCAACCUCGUUCCCAAACUGUUGUUUACUUGCUACUUGUUGACUAUCUACUUACUAGAAAAUAAAAUUCACGUGUUUACCUGUUUCGUUAGGCUUCCGUUAAAUUAUACUAAAUUAUUAACUUUUGCUGUCUUCUGGUGUAUUUCCAGAGAACACUCUUUUAUUGCCCGACUCAGUUCGAACAUUCCCCAUCCUCCCCAAAAACGUAAGGUAGCUGCCGACACUUCCAAUCCUAUAUUUAAGGUUCUUUCGCCAUUUCUUAACCGGAUUUACUGUCAAAUUCACCACGCGAAACAUGCUAAUACCUGUACGAUACCGUCCUUACACAAGAAGGAUGAAGGUAAACAAACGAAAGAUGUUGCGUCCGCCAUCGAUGAUUCCCAACAAUACAGGUUGGACGAACUGAACAGAGGAGAAGACGGUGACGUAAAGAUGAUCCGAAUCACGUCAUUGGUUAUAUCAUGUUUGUUAUUUGUAUCUAAACUGUCCGCACAAGGUUUGUGUCCAAACGAGUUGGUGACGAUCAUUGAUGUAUCGGGCACUAUUAGCGACGAAAAAUUUCAGAGAACUGUCGACUUCACUAUUGAAAUGAUUCAGGCGUUAAAUUUACCUUACGAUAGAGCUGGUGUCGUGUUGUUCUCUGAGAAAGCCAUGACUGCAAUCGAGUGCAACGAUUUCACGGAUAGUAUGGCAUACAAAAAAAGAUUAAUGGAAUUACGAAGAGAUGGUUUAGGAGAUUUAACAAACACAAGCGCAGGCCUAAUGGAGGGCGAAAGAGUGCUCAGUUCAAAUGGGUGUGGUCAAAGAUCUAAUCUCAGUCAAAUCAUGGUAGUUAUAACUGACGGAAGGGCAAAUCGAGGUAAGAACCCUGUUCUAGUAGCGCAGACGAUUAGAAGAAAGGCAAUACAGAUUAAUGCUAUUGGACUACUUCCUGCAGUAAAUGUGGAAGAGUUGGAUGGUAUUACUGGUGACAAAAAUAGAGUAUGUAUUAAACAUUAUACUGACUCACUCACUGAUUGUGUCCCAAAUUUAACAAGAAGGGAUUGUGUUAACACAGUAGCUCGUUCUCCUACUUCCACAACAACAACUACAACACCGACUACAAGUACUUCUACUUCUACUUCUACCUCAACGACAACAACCACUACAACAGAACCAACCUCAACCACAACUACAACAGAACCAACCACAACCACCACUACAACAGAACCAACCACAACAACCACCACAACAGAACCGACCACAACCACGACUACAACAGAACCGACCACAACCACGACUACAACAGAACCAACCACAACCACCACAACAGAACCGACAACCACCACCACUACAACCACAACCACCACAACAGAGCCAACCACAACCACCACCACAACAGAACCGACCACAACCACAACCACUACAACAGAAGCGACUACAACCACCACUACAACAGAACCGACUACAACCACAACACAACCGACUACAACCACAACCACAACAGUGUCGACUACAACUUCGACCACUGCAUCGACAACCAUUCCUACUAAAAAGGGAUUUGCACCAACAAAACGCCCAGUGACAACUAAACGCCAUUUUACCGCCCAUACUACACACAAGCCGAUGUUCCGUCGUCAUUAUUACCGAAUUCGCACAACAAAGAAACCUGCGCCAAUAAAACCAGUCAUGAUAACUAAACGCUAUUACACUGCCCACACUACACACAGUCCUAGGUUCCGUCGUCGUUAUUACCGAAUUCGUACAACUAAGAAACCUGCGCCAAAAAAACCAGUUAUGAUAACUAAGCGCCAUUACACCGCUCAUACUACAAAAAAGCCCAUGUUCCGUCGUCGUUAUUACCGAAUUCGUUCAACUAAGAAGCCUGCGCCAAUGAAACCAGUUGUGAUAACUAAGCGCCAUUACACCGCUCAUAGUACAAACAAGCCGAUGUUCCGUCGUCGUUAUUACCGAAUUCGUACAACUAAGAAGCCUGCGCCAAUGAAACCAGUUAUGAUAACUAAGCGCCAUUACACCGCCCACACUACAAACCAGCCUAUGUUCCGUCGUCGUUAUUACCAGAUUCGUACAACAAAGAAACCUGUGCCAAUGAAACCAGUUAUAAUAACUAAACGCCAUUACACCGCCCAUAGUACACACAAGCCCAUGUUCCGUCGUCGCUAUUUCCGAAUUCGAACAACUCAAAAACCAAAUCGACCGCUUGUGCUUCGCUGGCAGAUAAAGAAAACUACUUGACCAUUCCACCUUUUG
This is a messenger RNA of Hydractinia symbiolongicarpus, 2418 nucleotides long. RefSeq names its product mediator of DNA damage checkpoint protein 1-like. NCBI's taxonomy places the organism in Eukaryota, Metazoa, Cnidaria, Hydrozoa, Anthoathecata, Hydractiniidae. The record is from RefSeq and is a predicted model, not a curated record. The transcript is spliced from 8 exons. The coding region runs from base 1 to 2403 and encodes 800 amino acids.